Salvelinus namaycush (lake trout) is the source of this 858-nucleotide messenger RNA. Its product is annotated as UBX domain-containing protein 10-like. Bases 1 to 858 code for a protein of 285 amino acids. The transcript has a single exon. NCBI's taxonomy places the organism in Eukaryota, Metazoa, Chordata, Actinopteri, Salmoniformes, Salmonidae. The record is from RefSeq and is a predicted model, not a curated record.
AUGCAUUUGACCAGGCCAAAGUCCUCGAAAGGGCGUAGUCGACCCAACCUGAGCCACACGCCAAACAUGGAUGUGGUUGACAGCUUCCACAACACACCUCUGAUCCCGAAGCCUCCUUCAAUGGGCUACGACAGGUCCGGUCGUUGCCUCCGCUCCCACUCUCGCUCUCAAUCCCUCUUCAGGCAGAGCAACCAGCUGAGCGUGAAACAAGACCCAGACUACCUAGAUACGGUUCCCGAGGUACCCUCUCUUCCCUUCCCUUGGAACAAAUACAAGCCCCUCCCCUCCAUUGAGAAGAAGCCGUCAGAGGAGGGUGUCUCUUUGAGGGGCAUGGAGGAGAAGACAUCCAAGCUCAGCCUGUCCGACAGCCUCAUUGUCCAGGCUCGGCAAGGGCACGGGGAGCAUCAGCUGUCCUCAGUGAGGAUCCGAUCAGUAUCCCGGAGCAACCCGGAGAUAGGCAACAUGUCAGAGGUGCUUUGCAAGGUCUGCCCCACUCCCAACCCUCCGGGCCUCAGCGUGAUGGCCACAACCCCAGAGGCAGAAAGCCCACCAGUAUUCUCCCCUGGCACUCCUGAUCCUUUGAGCUUACUCCUUGCCAUCCGGGCUCCGUGUGGUAGGAGGUUUGAGUACCACUUCCUACCCACAGACACCCUACUGACGGUGCUUGCCAGUGCAGAGGCCAGAUAUGGGGCCAGAUAUGAGCAUGGUUACAUUGAGAUCGUGGAUGGCUACGUUAAGAGUGGUGCGGAUAGACCCCUCCGAAGGACAUUCAUAGACCUGAACAUGACUUUGGCCCAAUGUGGCAUCUUAAAUAGAUCAGUACUGUGCAUCUUUCAGGAGGAUAUGGACUCUGCCUGA